ACACACACACACACACACACACACACACACACACACACAACAUUAGCAUACAUACACUCACAAACACAACAUCAAACCAACACACAUUCCACAUUCCUUACAUACCAUGUAUGUAAGGAAGUUCCUCUAGAGAAGUUAUCUGUCAUGUAUUAGAAUUAUUAUUCUGCCGUGAGAGUGUGACUCUGCUAACAAUAAUAGACUUGAUUUAGCAAUGAUGGUGGGGGACCCGGGUGGAGAACGAACCAUGAAAGAACAGACAGAUUGACGAGACAAAAUGUUGAGUCUGAGAACGAACGAGAUAAACGAGGGAGAAGAAUCAGUUCCCUUCGUUCUUGUUAAAGAAGAACUGAUUCGGUCGCGAACGACCCAUCACUAACCUCAUCCUAACGCAGCCAUGAACACAACGCCAACACAGGUCCCUGACGUUUACUGUAGGAACCACAUUGAGGAGAAGUUGGUGAUUCACCUCUGCCUGAUCCCAGCUGUGGUGAUCAUCAUGGUGCUGUCCUUCUUCCAGACGAGGGAGCGCCGUUGGGCCAUGGACCUCCGGCUGCCCCGCAUGGCGGGGCACUUUGGCAUUGCGGUGCCUCUGGAGGCGAUGAACAGCCUGAGUAACCGCUGGUCCUACGGGUUUGCCUUUGGCGCCUCCUCCCGUGUGGUCUUCCUGCUGUUCUCCAAGCAACACAUCCUGUUUCCUGCUCCGCCCUGGGCCCAGCCCUUUGUGUUCCUUUUUGGAGCGUUCGAGGUGGGGCUAGUAUUCUUUCCCUUCUUCGCAUGCCUUUCUACAACUGCUAGGGGAGUUGGAGCUGUUUUGGGAAUACUCUACACUCUAGCCUGGCUCGGUGUCAUGCUCGCCCUUGUAAUCACCUGUCCAGACAUUCAGUUUUUUAUUAGGUAUGGGAAUCUGAUACAGUUAUUGCCGACCAUGGUAUCCUUCUUCUUUCUCCUGGGUCGCUUUUUCCUCAUAUUGGUCAAAACUGUGCAAGGACGCCGACAGAAUCAGGUUACAGGAGAGGUGAUUGAACACCAUGUCCAAUAUGUCAAGAGGUUGCUACGGAAACCGCCUCCUCCUGGCAGGGAAAGUUGGUUCCAAAGAAGGGUGUACAAGUGGGACCCACACUUCAGGUUCCCCAAUAGACUGAUAGGAACCACCAUCAUCAGCCUCAUAGGCCUCUACACUCUGUUGCACUACUCAUACGUGUUGAGCCAGUGGGUCUUUGAUGAGUUGGACGAGUUAAUUCGCUGGCUGGAUCGGUUAAAUUCAGCCUCAGCCUCAAUUACGGAGUUUGCCAUCAUCGCACGCAAGUCAUGGAUGAUGGCUUCCAUCACAGCCUGCCUCAUCUCCCUGGUCUACAUCUUCCACGUUCUGGUGUGUUACAGGAAGCAUAUGAAGAGGCUGUGGAGGGGGCAGAGGGGCUUCCUCCCUGAGAAGUUCCGCAAGAAUAUCAACCCUGCUUCUAGUAUGGCUGCCAUUGCAAGAUACUCUGGGUGUCAAAUCGCUUACACGUUAUGGGGUUACAUCAUCUUUAACAUUGUGGCCUUCCUGGCUAUCCUGAUCUUUGCAUAUACAAUGAUCGUUCCCAUCCUGCACGGCCAGAUCCUGGAGAGACUGACCACUUUGGGCUACUCAUUGCUGGGCUUGGCAGUACUCUUGGCCGUCGGUUGCCUGCAGGUAUACACUGUCAAGAUGUUCUUCCUGCAGGAUAAGCUGAGUACAACAGAGAAAGACAAACCUCUUGCCCUAAACAACAGGAGAGCGUUCAACUGCUUCAGCUACUUCUUCUUCUUCUACAACGUGGUGCUGGGGUUGAGCGCCUGCGCCCUGCGCCUGCUGGUCAGCCUGACUGUAGGAUUGGUGCUGCUGCCUCGCAUUGACCGCACCAUCAUGCCCAAAGGACACGAGACCAAGGACAUGGGCUACACAUGGUGGGUGGGCAUGAUCUUUGCAGACCACUAUCAUGGCAACCCGACGCUGGUGUGCUUCUGUAACCUGCUGUGGUCCAGAUCCCCGGAGCCAAAAGCAGCAGGCCCCUACCAGCCGUUCCGUAAUACAACCCUCGAGUCUGGUGUGCACAGCAGAGCCAGGAAGCGCUGGGCGCUGGCGUACACCCUACUGAGGAACCCUCCCCUCAUCCUGCUCAGGAAACACCUCGCUACCCCCGCACCCUGCUCCACCUCAGCCCAGGCGGCCAACCAGCCGUCUGACCACUUCACAAGAACACCAAGAUUUGUAACAGCGGCUCGGACACAGACCGGCUCAACAGCCCCCUCUGGCGGGGGAACACCGCCAAAGCAGCUGAACACAGGAUCAACGCAACGGACCAUCGUCAUCGGAAGUUUAGACCACCAUCGUGGGAAGGUUUGACCACUAUCGUGUGGAGUCUAAACCAACCACCAUCGUAUUGAGUUUAGACCACCAUAGUGUAAAGGUUAUGCCUCGGUUCCACUGACCCGCUAGACUAAAGAGAGAAUCCAUUGUGGAGCUUUUGAGGCUGCCAUGAAAACAUCCUGAAGAGGUUGGUUGUCUUUCCAUCCUGUCUCAAACUCUGAUGCUAUUCAAACAUAUCGAUGCAAUGUAAUACCAUAAGAAUGUAUCAUUUAAUACAUGAAACAAUUAAACAACCAAUGUUUUUUUAUCAUAGAUAUAUCAUCUUUUGGAAAGGUGAGGCAUCUUGCAUUUGAAUGCUGUUAGUGUUGAUGCUUUUGUUAUUAUUAUUAUUGUUGGUAAUCUAUGGGUAUGGGGAGGUUUUGGAGUUGUAUCCAAUAUAAAUCUGUCCUCCAGAAUUUUGAUCAUUGUAAAAAUUCAUAUAUCACCUAUUUGUUAGUUUGAAUUGUUUUUGCUUUUACACUUUCAUGUUUUUACACAAACCAAAUAAUGUUUUUUGAUAUAAAUUAAACUUUUGA
This is a messenger RNA of Gadus chalcogrammus (walleye pollock), 2904 nucleotides long. RefSeq names its product STRA6-like (gene stra6l). The transcript has 18 exons. Gene Ontology annotation, biological process: vitamin A import into cell. The record is from RefSeq and is a predicted model, not a curated record. Lineage: Eukaryota; Metazoa; Chordata; Actinopteri; Gadiformes; Gadidae. Gene Ontology annotation, cellular component: plasma membrane. Gene Ontology annotation, molecular function: signaling receptor activity; retinol transmembrane transporter activity. The coding region runs from base 395 to 2365 and encodes 656 amino acids.